Molecule: messenger RNA, 6112 nt
Organism: Mastomys coucha (southern multimammate mouse)
Lineage: Eukaryota; Metazoa; Chordata; Mammalia; Rodentia; Muridae
Gene: Mlec
Product: malectin
Exons: 5
Coding region: 205-1080 (291 amino acids)
Cellular component (GO): membrane
Molecular function (GO): carbohydrate binding
Source: RefSeq, a predicted model, not a curated record
AGCGUCCAGGCUGAGGGCAGGGCGGCGGGGUAGGUUGCUCCUGAGGUGGGAGGCGGCACCCCAAGGCUGAGGAGACCCGAGAGCGACAUGUCCCGGGUUGCUGAGGCAGAACGGUCCGUGGCGCUGUUUUACUGAGUCGGGGGCGGCCUGGGAGCCGGCCGAGGACGAGGGUCGGCAGGGGCUGCCCCCGCCGUGGUGGCCGCCAUGCUGAGGCCCCGGGGAGCUGAGGGAGCCGCUGUGGCGCUUCUCCGGCUGCCGCUGCUGCUGCUGCUGCUGUUGCCGAAGCUCCGGGAUCCGGGGCUCGGCGUGGUGGGCGCCGCUGGGGCCGGGCUGCCAGAGAGCGUCAUUUGGGCAGUCAACGCGGGCGGCGAGGCGCAUGUGGACGUGCACGGGAUCCACUUCCGCAAGGACCCUCUGGAAGGCCGGGUGGGCCGAGCCUCAGACUAUGGCAUGAAACUGCCAAUCCUGCGCUCCACCCCAGAGGACCAGAUCCUGUAUCAGACAGAGCGGUACAAUGAAGAGACCUUUGGCUACGAAGUACCUGUCAAGGAGGAGGGGGACUAUGUGCUGGUAUUGAAGUUUGCUGAGGUCUACUUUGCACAGUCUCAGCAGAAGGUAUUUGAUGUCCGAUUAAAUGGCCAUGUUGUGGUGAAGGACUUGGACAUCUUUGAUCGUGUUGGGCACAGCACGGCUCAUGAUGAAAUCAUCCCUAUGAGCAUCAGAAAGGGGAAGCUGAGUGUCCAGGGGGAGGUGUCUACCUUCACAGGGAAGCUCCACAUCGAGUUUGUCAAGGGGUACUAUGACAAUCCCAAAGUUUGUGCGCUCUACAUCAUGGCUGGGACAGUAGACGAUGUACCAAAGCUGCAGCCUCAUCCAGGAUUGGAGAAGAAAGAAGAGGAGGAGGAAGAGGAAGAAUAUGAUGAAGGGUCUAAUCUCAAAAGACAGACCAAUAAGAACAGAGUGCAGUCAGGCCCCCGCACACCUAACCCCUAUGCCUCGGACAACAGCAGCCUCAUGUUCCCUAUCCUGGUGGCCUUCGGAGUGUUCAUUCCAACCCUCUUCUGCCUCUGCCGAUUGUGAGAACAAAUGGCCAUCCUCAGCAGGUGGAGGAGAGUGGGAAAGAAACCAGACAUGUUGGUUUCUGUAUUCUUCACAGUGUUUAGCAAAAGAGACAACAAAUCAAACAGCACACAUACACACAUGCACACAUGCAUACACACAUAUACACGAAUGUGCACACACACAUGCAUACACACAUACACACAUGGAAAGAGAUAAGAAAAGCAGAGUGAGUGGGGUCACCCCACCAACACUGGUCACAGAGCUGCUCAGUCCUACUCUGCCUAGCUGGCCCCCAACUCUCUUUUUCUCUGGGGUACUUAGGUGAGUGGAUCCUUUCUCUCCAAGGAUCCUCAUUAUAUACCUAGUAGAAAGGACUCUGAACUCAGAGCAGUCACAGUUCCUGGUUUGUUUUUUUGUUUUGUUUUGUUUUGUUUUUAGGUUAGACAUUAACAAACAGCAGAAAAAUGUCACAUAACCUAGAAAGACCUUACUGGGAGUUGGGUGUGUUCUGAGUUUAUGUCCAGAUGUGAUUUCAGAAGUCAUGCUAUUCCAGGUAUUUAUGUGGAGGUAAAUAAGUUGGAUGGUAAAGACAAAGGCUUGGAAAAGAAAGUCAUGCUUCCUUUCUUGGAAGCCUUUCUGGGGUAAUCUGUUGAUGUAUCUUUAUCUUCAUUGUCAUCUCUCAUCUUGUUGUGUGCCAGUUAGAGGACUGUCUGGUAUCCAAGACGACUAGUGAUUAUCAGGUCCUCAAAUUGCCUACAGCUUGUUACUACAACAAAUCAUUUUGAUUUUAGUGCCUGUUGAGGACUUGAUUUCUUCUCGAUUUUUCUCUUAUUCUGGUUCGUUUGAAAUUUCUCACUUCUUAACCAUAGAGCUAAGUUAUUGUCAAAACUGGGCAGGAGACAGGAGAUUGGAGUUCUCUCUGCUGGGUGUCUGACCCUUCACCACCUCACCUUGUUGGUACCUCCCUCCCUGAGUUCCUGAGCCAGCAGCUCUUACUGGCCCCUCCAUAGGGUCUUGCUGCCAGGGGACAGGGAUGCUUUCCAGCCUGCAGCAACAGAACACUUGACCUUAAAAGUCUCUUCUGGUCUUUGGAUUAGAAAAGGCUUAUGUUAGCAACCUCAGAGACUUGAGCCCUGCUAAGUGACUGACCACUGUUUAGAAUGUCCAGAAUCUGAUGUCCAUCUGUCCCUGAGUCCUCUGUCCUCUUUCAGCUAGCUUAGACUUAUGCCUAGAGUCACCCCAAAGAAUUAAGACUGGCUGCAGCAGCCCAGCUGUUUUUCUCGUUGAUCAUAAUAGUACACUCUACUACCCUCUCCUCCCCUAUCCAAGUAGCAGUUAAGUUCCAUCCAAGUACGAUGGGACUCAAAGACUCCUAGUCAGCCGUAGUUCUGGAGGCUCUGAAUGUCUAACUUUAGCUUCAUAGUGUCUGUCUCAAAUUCCCAGUAAACACCUCUGUAGGGGAUGAAGUUUCCGUGUUCCCCAUCUUUCUUUUGGUCACCUUCAUCUGUUUGUCGGUUAAGACACAGUGAGGGACAACCCAGCUUUGAAAAAGGGAUUUUCUAGGUCAGAAGCAGCAGGAUUUGCUUCAGCUUGAGUUGGAGCAGUGUAAGUCUCAGGCCAGGCCCAUAUUUCUGAAUGUGUUUAAAUUUUAAGUUUGCCUUAUCAGAUAUUUGAGCUGUGUGACACAGUAAGUAGCUCUUGAGCCAUGUCUUGACUUUGGCUCCUAAUGAUGACUCCAGGCCAGCACUUAGUCAUUUGAGAACUAUCUUCUAUUUCUCUGUGAUUUAGGCGAGCCCUAGGGUACUGGGUUGGCAGCUGCAUGGCUGUGGCCUGAAAUUGCUGUCAGGAGCACUUCCUGGAGUGCUUGCAAAGGUCCUGCUCUACAGGAUGAGGUACUACAGUGGUCUUGGGAACUACCUGCCUAGGGCAACAGAUGUCCUGGCUAAUCGGGCUUCUGACAGAGGCUUUGGUUCCUGGUCCAUCACUAUUUUAAUUUACAAACCUAUGGGCCACUGUCAGCACAUUAAACGAGGUAAAGGAGAACAGCUGCCUCCAUGUUGCCUUGUUUGCCUGGGUCUCUGAGGAAGGAGGGGUUCUGCUUUCUCACCCCAACUUAUCCUUUUGGUGACUCAGAGUCUCAGAAGGAAACCCUGACUCCUGGGGCCAUUUCCUAAUGGUACUGUAAGCCAAGCAGCUCGGCUCUGCCUCUGUUUCCAAGCCCACCCCUUCCCGGAGGGAUAGGGAUGGGUGCUUUCCUCUCUAGUUGUGUCUAAACGGAAGGAACAUCUUUCUGUAGCUAACAAAAACUAAAAGGAAGCGAGGGAACAGAAGGGAAAGAGUGUGGCGGGGGCUGGGGUAGAUUCCCCUGAGCUAGCCUGCCCAGCUAAUAAGAGCUGCUUUGCGUUGAACUUGAAAGCUUUUCCCUUCUUCCAAGAUGAUGUAGGUACAUGAGGUUUGGGUUAAAAGGGUUGGGUGGGGCACGCUUUAUUUUUAUUUUUGUAUUGUGUGUGUCAAGAAUUACUCCAUUGUUCAUGUUGCUUUUUGCACUGUUUGUUCCCCUUUGUGUUUUGAGCUAGAACCAGGAGUUGCCUGGGAUUGGGAGCUGUGAUUGAUGCCAGUCAGGGAGUGGGGCAGGAGAGGCCCAGGUUUUCUGUUGGAGCUAUACUCUGACACAGGACUUGAAAGCCCACUGAUGGAGCUGGUAGAGAGAAAGACAGAAGAGCAGAGUGUGUUUCUGUUCAUGUUUUGAGAGGAGUAAGCAAAGACAACUGGGUUGAGUCUGCAGGUUCAGUGUGGUUUAGGUCAGUCAGGGGUCAGCUGGCGUCUGACUGAGUUGCUUUAGGUCUUGUUCAAACUAUCUUAAACAUUGUGCCAAGAAAUGAUUUGUGGGAUUCAUGUCCCGAAACCAUUAAAUCUAUUGUUUGGAAACUGCAGUCCUGAGGAGGAGCUGCUCACUGGACACCCACAGAUCUGGCAGUUUAAAAGGCAGCCUUCAAAUGCCCAUCGUGUGAGAGGCACUGCCUGUUGAUUAAGUAUGUGACCUUUUUUCCUGCUCCUGCUGAGUAGGAGAGCCCAGGGUCAUGUGUGCCUCAUUGAGAUGGGUAGAGUUGAGCUGCGUUGUGUGCCUGGGAGCAGUUUUAGAACUGUGGUUUGACUUUUUAAUUUUGUUGAGAAGCUUCUGUUUUAAGGAAUUUCUCCUUCUCGUCUCAUUUCUGCCUCUCCUGGAAAGGGCCUGGCCCUGGUCUAGAGUCUUAGCUAAGGAUACGAGAAACAGCCGCAGUAUUUCCUUCUCUUAGAGCGCAGACCCUCUCCUUAGAAACUGGCUCACCUUUCGGAGUCCGGGGAGGAGUCAGUAGGUUCUCUCUCCUCCCUGGGAACUGGGGAAGGACCCGCCCCGGUCAGCACAGUGCCUUUUCCUCUCCUGCUCUGAGUCAGGUGGGCAUCCCCUCUAGAUUCAGGUCUGGGCAGGGGUCCGGUAGUCCCUACCGUGGGCUGUUUCCCUAUCCCUCCCCUUCCUUGCUGGCCUACUCUGACAUAAUUCAAGUGUCUUCUUGCCUUGAGGAACCUUAAUGGAAUUUGGCCACCACUUGUGACUCUUCUCUGUGACUCUAUAAAGACCUAGGAGAGCACGUGAGCAUUCUCAAAUGAGAGACUAACCAUGCUCCUGCUGUUAAAAGACAGAGCUAGGGAGGUGACUUUAGGCCUCCUGCUGUGGCCUCGGAAGAAGAAGGUGACUUUCAGGUAAGACUGACCGAGGCUACACAGACAAACCGCAGACACCCAGGAUCUGCUCAGAGAUUGCAGAAGAUCUCAGCCUCUCUUAUAGGGAAGGUGUAAUUACGGAUCAAAGAGCGCCAAGAAAAUUGCAAAGAAGCCUUACUGCUUACACCAGAGAGCUCAGGACAGCGUUAUAUUCCAGGUGGAACUAAAACUAUCUGUGUUGGACUUGCCCGACACAGGAGAGGGGCAAGGGUAGAUUUCUUCAUGGUGGUAGAUGAUUGGCAUGGUACUGGUGGUCAGCUGCCCAGGGAGGCCGCCUUCUCUGAACAUACGCAGCUUGAUGCCGGUCUGCUCUGCUUUUCUUGGGCUGCCUUUGCCUUGUUGCUCUAGGUGGCCAGGUCAUCUUGAUAAGAGCAGAUCUGGGGACUGGUUAUAUUGGCAGGAAAAGAAUAGAGUGCAUCUUUUGGGAUGGGCUUUUCUCAGGAGUGUAAAAACAAGGGGCCAGGAUUGUGCUGGCAGCCAGGAAAACAGUAGUGCCUGUGGAAGUUGGCAGAGAAGGCCUUGGCACGCUUGCAUCCAGGCAGUCUUGUGUGAUGGGAGCACAUAGCAUCGGGAAAGCAGAACUCCAUCCUCACCUCUAUUUUGAGCUUAGUGCUUUAUUUCAGUAUGAGGAAAAACAACAACAAGCUGAAGUGUGCUUUCCGUCCUUUCAAAGGACAACUGUCAGGAAACAGUUGAGGUGCCAGGUGGGAGGGGAGACUUGGCAAGGAGAUGUCGUGGCAAAACUAGGAAAAGAGACAUUCUUGGCUCUUCUCUUUCCUGGUGUGCCAUGAUCCAGGGAAUGAAAAGAAAUUUGACCCUGGAUUAGUUCCUUCAUUGGAGUUAAGGAAUAUUACCUUUUCACAAAGUUCCCCUGGGAUAGGAUGGCUGUCCGUCCUAAGCUCCGGGUAGCCUCUUCAACCACUGUUGGCCCAAUCUGGCUUUUGAGGAAACCAACCCUGUCCCUCAGUAUUGAACUUGGCUGCUUCUUGUGGAAUCCAGUACUGGAGAACAGGCAUCAAGUCCUUAGCCUCUGUAGCUCUUAUCUUUCCCAUCUUUUCCUUCGAGGCCACACUGUGCAUUUACAGCAGUGUGGCAAGGUGUAUUGAGGGACCUUGAACCUGGCUGGCCAGGGAAGCAGCAGGGGUAGGUAGAGCUGCUGUUCCUUCUGGGCUGUCUCCAUCCAUCUCUACCCCUUCUAUGCCCCACCCCACUCCCACCAAAAAGUAAAAAAUCAGGAUGUUUUUCACUGUCCAUUGCUUUGUGUUUUAAUAAACAAUUUGCAGUGAUA